This is a messenger RNA of Peniophora sp. CBMAI 1063, 3621 nucleotides long. The record is from the annotation of a GenBank genome assembly. Lineage: Eukaryota; Fungi; Basidiomycota; Agaricomycetes; Russulales; Peniophoraceae.
AUGACCGUCGUCGAUGACUACCAGUCUUCCGACAUUUUAGGAGGAAAGUCUCCCGUCGGUCCUGGCCGGGUCCCCCAGGGCCCUUUUACGAAACGCAACUUCUUUAUCCUCACUCUCGUCGGACUUGUCGGACUCGUUGUAUUUUAUCAGUUUAGGGCGUGGUUUAGGAAGUAUCAGGAGGAGCGAAGGAGACUAGCGUACCGGAGGAGAAAUGGGAUCCCGGACAGCGACCACCGCGCGUUCAACGUCGCCUAUGCCGCCGCACAACGCGCAAAGGAGAAUGGCACGCCGAAGAGGCCGCUGUUUCCGACAUUGAAGGAACCGUCUGAGCCGCGUGUCGCGAAUGGUGGAGAUUUGCGUCAGAGGUCGAACAACGCUGUAUCAAAUCAUGCGUCACAGUCGCUCAUGGCUCCGAUGGGUGGUUAUCCUAAUGGCGGGUUGCAGCCGGCUUGGGAGUCGCGUCCUAGUUUCCCGCAACAACCUAGUCCCCAGAUUCCCGGAUAUCUGCAUGGAUUGUCUUCGACUGAUCUGUCUCAGUACCAAAUGCCGUCGAAAGGAAGGGAAGAAAGUAAGACGGCCUCAGGCGAUUCGCCACCGCAAGCGCCCACAGAUGUUGCAAGCACCUACGUCACGCCCAACGACAGUCCCGCCGACCUCUUCGUCCGCAAGCCGAAACGUUCCGCCAACCCUACCAGUGACGAAAACGAUUCCCCCUCACCAGAGCUCACCCGCCACAAUAAACGCCACCGCAAAGUGUCGAACAAGUACAUCUCGCCGUCCGAACCUGCAGAUGUCGAGAUGGACGACAUAUCCGCAUUGCCACCAUCAUUAGUCGGUCGCGGCAAGAAACGUGAUCGUGCCGAAGCAGGGUCGACAAUGGGCGACGAAGAUGCGGCCGAGCUUGGUGUGGAGCUGCACAGGAGGCGGAGGAGGAAACAUAGGCAAUCCGGUCUUGUCCCAUCUACGCGUGGCCAGAAACGCGAUAGGGCGUCGGAUGUCACGAGCGACGACGAAAGCGAGGGAAACAGGUUGCGUGGAAAGUCCACGCGGAGGAGGCGGGACGAGUCAUCUAGGAAUAGCUCGGAGGACGCUAUGGUUGAGGAUGAGCCCGUGCGGGUUGUCUUGGACCCGGCUUGUAAGGGACGGAAAGUGGGAGACGUUUGGGAGUUGCAUGGGAAGACGUAUAAGGUCGGGCCCACGGGGAGGAGGCUCACGAGAUCGUUCAUCAAGACGGAUGCGCCGGUCUAUAAUAUGCCUGCCGACUCUCACCACCCCGACCGCGAUAUCUCGAGAGAGAUUUUCAUCGAGCAGUGGCUUACGGACGAGGAGUAUAAGGAUGCCAGUGAUCGCCAGGUCCACGCUCACCAGUCUCCUGUGAAGCCUACAAUCAGCACCGAACUCGCCAGGCAAAUCAAGGCUCCCCUCGAGAACGCCGGCAAACAAAUGCUCUGGCAACUAAGCACCCUUCCCUCCGUCUCCUCCCCUCUCAAAUCAUCAUUCGGUUCCCUCCCCGCCUCCCCGCGCCGUUCAAUCCCAGGUACACCACUCCCACCACCUCCCGCCACACCCGGUGCAUUCCGCCGCGUCACUUCAGGCCUCGUGCCCUCUCAAGCGGGCAAAGCCAUCGAAAGCCCGAGAGGGCCGAGGCUGAGUCUGACGAAGAUGCAGAAACAGGAAAGGGAGGCGGCGCUUUAUGGGGAGAUCAAGAGGAAGGAGGAGGAGGCUGCUAGGAAGAAGGCGGAGGAGGAAGAGGCGAAGAGGAAGGCUAUGGCGCCUCCGCCCGUGCCCGCGCCUACGCUCACCCCUGCCGCACCUGCACCGGCACCUGCACCUCAGGCGGCGAGCGGUUCACUCUUUAAUACGCCCGCUGCGCCAGCUAAACCGGCAGAAACACCCGCAUCGACAUCCACACCAGCCGAACCUGCGAAGUCUACAUUCGCCUUCCCAUCAUCCUCUGGAGCCAGCACAAGUCUCUUCAACAAACCGGCCGACAGACCCGCAGACAAGCCCGCGCAACCUGCUGCUACACCCUCAUUCUCAUUCGGCACGACAUCUUCAACGUCAGCAACUGCGCCGGCUGCUGCUCCUGUAGCGGCUUCUUCGAACACUUCAGCUUCGAUCCCCAAUUUCUUUGGGAACAGGGGUCACUCGUCGACUCCUGCUGCUAGCACUCCGGCAGCACCGACUCCGGCACCGGCAGCUGCUCCUGCACCAGAAGCACCUAAACCGCCCGCUCUCUUCAAUUUUGCGGGUGCGGGUGCGGGUGCAACAGCCCCUACUGCUCCGAAACCUGAAGAAGCAAAACCCGCGCAACCGGCGUCUGCGUUUUCGUUCGGUGCUAAGCAGGAUACCGCCUCGCCAUUCGGCGCUAAACCUGCAAGUUCUCCCUUCGGCGCACCGCAAGCUGGAUCGUCCAACGCUGCUGCUCAAGAACCCGCGAAGGAAGCGCCAAAACCGAUGUUCAACUUCGCGAGCACGAAUAAGCCCGCGAGUCCUGCCCCCGGCGCCACACCUGCAGCGGAUGCACCAAAACCCGCACCGACGUUCAGCUUCGGUCAAUCGGCUGCACCCGCGCCCACACCUGCAGCUACUCCUGCUGCCGAACCAGCCGCGCCGAAGCCAGGGCCUGCGUUUUCCUUCGGCGGGAGCGGACAGUCCGCAUUCGGUGGGGGAACCAGUGCGUUCGGGCAGAAUAAGCCGGCAUCUCCUGCGCCUGGUGCUGGCGCGAACAAUGCGUUCGGCGGCGCUAGUGCGUUUGGGCAAACGAAAGCGCCGUCGCCCGCGCCUGCACCUGCUGCUGGUGCUAGCAGUCCCUUUGGAGCAUUCGCAAACAAGCCUGCGGAUGGCUCUGCGAAGCCUGCCUCUCCGUUCGGCAAUGCGGGCGGAGCUGCGGAUAAGGGUAAAGAGGCGGAGAAGCCAGUGUUCAGCUUUGGCGGUGGAGGAGAGGCGAAGGCAAAGGAGGCGGAUAAGCCUGCUGCUGCUUCUCCCUUUGGCUUUGGCGGUGCGGCGAAUGGUGCGAAGAGUGCAUUCGGUACUACUGGUGGCUCCGCGUUUGGUGGUGGCUCUGGAUCUGGAGCGCCGUCACCAUUUGCUUCGUCGUCUACGCCUGCACCUGCAGUUGAUGCUACGGCUGCGAAACCAUCAGCUUUCGCGUUCGGCUCAACGAGCACGGCCCAACCCGGCGCAUCUGACAAACCCGCAACGCAAUCCGCCUUUGGAACGUUUGGCGCGGGGACAAAUCCCAACGCGAACAGCUCGGCGGCGCCCUUUGGUGCUGUAGCUCAGAACGGCGGUGCAUUCGGCUCGUCGGCGUUCGGUGGGAAGACAAGCGCCUUCGCACCAGCUGGUACCACGCCGGGCAAUGCGACUUCGGGAACUUCGUCACCAUUCGGAAUGCCGACGCCCACCGCCGAGAAGCCAGCCAAGUCCGCGUCGUUCUCGUUUGGCAGCACGACGGGCGGCGGUGCGUUCGGCUCCAGCGGGACGGGCGCUUUUGGUGCGAAGCCUGGUGGUGGUGGAUCGUUCUCAUUCGGAAGCACAGCGACAAAUGGGGAGAAGAAGGAUGGUGCUACUGCGCCUGCGCCGACUGCGUUCAGCUUUGGGAGUACGGAGAAGAAGUAG